GGGUUUUCCUCAAAAUCAGAAAUUUUCCUUCACAAAUUUUUAACAAAUCUUUUUCGUUUUUCUAUUGAAUUCUCCAGUAGCGGUUUGUGCGGGUAGUUAGUUUAGGUGGAAGAAGAAUGACAACUGGGUCUAAUUCUAAUCACAACCACCAUGACGAUGGUUCCGGUAGAAGCAAUAAUAAUAACAAUAACCCUAGUACUAGGUCUUGGGGCACGGCGGUUUCAGGUCAAUCUGUGUCUACUAGCGGCAGUAUGGGCUCUCCGUCUAGCCGGAGUGAGCAAACCAUCACCGUUGCUACAUCUGCUAGCGAUAGUACUUUUCUACGCAUGAACAAUUUGGAUAUUCAAGGUGAUGAUGCUGGUUCUCAAGGAGCUUCUGGCAUUAAGAAGAAGAAGAGGGGACAGCGUGCGGCUGGUCCAGAUAAGAGUGGAAGAGGACUACGUCAAUUUAGCAUGAAAGUUUGUGAAAAGGUGGAAAGCAAAGGAAGGACAACUUACAAUGAAGUUGCGGACGAGCUUGUUGCUGAAUUUGCACUUCCAAAUAACGAUGGAACAUCCCCUGAUCAGCAACAGUAUGAUGAGAAGAACAUAAGACGAAGAGUAUAUGAUGCUUUAAACGUCCUCAUGGCUAUGGAUAUAAUAUCCAAGGAUAAAAAAGAGAUUCAAUGGAGAGGUCUUCCUCGAACAAGUUUAAGCGACAUUGAAGAAUUAAAGAACGAACGGCUCUCACUUAGGAACAGAAUUGAGAAGAAAACUGCAUAUUCCCAAGAACUGGAAGAACAAUAUGUAGGCCUUCAGAAUCUGAUUCAGAGAAAUGAGCACUUAUAUAGCUCAGGAAAUGCUCCCAGUGGUGGUGUUGCUCUUCCUUUUAUCCUUGUCCAGACUCGUCCUCAUGCGACAGUAGAAGUGGAAAUAUCAGAAGAUAUGCAGCUUGUGCAUUUUGAUUUCAACAGCACUCCAUUCGAGCUCCACGACGACAAUUUUGUCCUCAAGACUAUGAAGUUUUGUGAUCAACCGCCGCAACAACCAAACGGUCACAACAACAGCCAGGUGGUUUCUCACAAUUUCAUGCCAGAAAACCCUAACGAAGGCCCCAGCACAGGUCCAGCGCCGCAGGCGGAUAUGUACCAGUCUCAUCUCCAACCGCAACAACAUGAGCAGCAUUCUCAGCUACAAAUCAUUCCUACACCGGAGACUAACAACGUUGCUUCCGCCGCUGAUACUGCUCCAGUGAAAUCACCGUCGCUCCCAGGGAUAAUGAACUCCAGCGUGAAGCCGGAGAAUUGAAACACGUAUGAAGACCCUUUGUACAAUUUUUGUAAAACUGUAAAGUAGUCUUGAAAAACUUGACCUGGUUUUUUUGACGAAUAGCCGGUUUAGCGGUAAAUGUACCGGUGGUGGUUUAUCGAAUCUAGGAUCGUACUCGGGUUUAGCGAUUGUAAGAAUCUUUGCCAUAGGAUAAACACACUUUGCUCUAUGGUGUAGAAAUGAAUUUUAUUAACCGUU
Messenger RNA from Arabidopsis arenosa, 1505 nucleotides. The record is from the annotation of a GenBank genome assembly. Lineage: Eukaryota; Viridiplantae; Streptophyta; Magnoliopsida; Brassicales; Brassicaceae.